Messenger RNA from Megalops cyprinoides (Indo-Pacific tarpon), 1062 nucleotides. RefSeq names its product protein Wnt-6-like. The record is from RefSeq and is a predicted model, not a curated record. Bases 1 to 1062 code for a protein of 353 amino acids. Lineage: Eukaryota; Metazoa; Chordata; Actinopteri; Elopiformes; Megalopidae. Gene Ontology annotation, biological process: canonical Wnt signaling pathway; cell fate commitment; multicellular organism development. The transcript has 4 exons. Gene Ontology annotation, molecular function: frizzled binding; cytokine activity. Gene Ontology annotation, cellular component: extracellular region.
AUGAUCCCUCUGUCUCGAACUCAGCUUGCCUUGUUUUUUAUUCUCCUGUGUCCGGUGAACAUUAUCGGCUUGUGGUGGGCCGUGGGCAGCCCCUUGGUCAUGGACCCCAACAGCAUCUGCCGGAAGACCAAGCGGCUGGCGGGCAAGCAGGCGGAGCUAUGCCAGAGCCAGCCCGAGAUCGUCAACGAGGUCGCCAAGGGCGCCAAGCUGGGGGUGCGGGAGUGCCAGUACCAGUUCCGCUUCCGCCGCUGGAACUGUACCAGUCAGAACAAGUACUUCGGCAAAAUACUGCAGCAAGACAUCCGGGAGACGGCGUUCGUGUACGCCAUCACGGCGGCGGGCGUGACGCACACGGUGACCCAGGCCUGCAGCAUGGGCGAGCUACUGCAGUGCGGGUGCGAGGCCACCCGGAGCCGCGCCCCGCCCCGGCCCACCACCGGCACCGGCACCGAGAGUGUCAAGUGGGAGUGGGGCGGCUGCGGCGACGACGUGGAGUUCGGCUACGAGAAGUCCAAGCAGUUCAUGGACGCCAAGAGGAAGAAGGGCAAGAGCGACAUCCGGACGCUGAUCGACCUGCACAACAACGAGGCGGGAAGACUGGCAGUGAGGAAUUAUAUGAGGACUGAGUGUAAAUGUCACGGGCUGUCUGGAUCCUGCACGCUGCGGACCUGCUGGAAAAAGAUGCCUCACUUUCGCGAGGUGGGGGAUCGCCUGCUUGAGAGGUUUAACGGAGCCUUCAAGGUGAUGGGAGGCAACGACGGCAAGACGCUCAUCCCCGUGGGGCAGAACAUCAAGCCGCCAGACAAGCAGGAUCUGAUCUACUCCGCCGAGUCGCCCGACUUCUGUCUGCCCAACAGGAAGACGGGGUCGCUGGGCACGCGAGGCCGCGUAUGCAACAGCACCGCCAUGGACGUGAGCGGCUGCGACCUGCUGUGCUGUGAGCGCGGCUACAGGGACGAGACCGUGGUGUUCGAGGAGAACUGCCUCUGCAGGUUCCACUGGUGCUGCGUGGUGCAGUGCAAGAAGUGCUCCGUCAGGAAGGAGCUCAGCCUCUGCUCCUAG